GAAGGGGUGGCUGAUUCGACAGAGCCGAGCACUCCCGAAUGCGUUCGGUAGUAGAGCCGAGAUCACCGGAAGGUUGACACUCUUGUGUUUAGGGUGGGCAGGGCUCCGGAUUGAGCCGAACCGAGGAUGCUGCAACAUCGAACCGCUUGCGCAAGACAGGAUUGGGUUCUUUAAAGUCCGCCUAAGUGAAUAGGCAGGAAAGGCGAACCUCGGAAAUUCGACAUGGGAGGGUCUGGGUUCCAAGUUUCUAAAAGAGGGUGUGGCUUGAGCAAACCGCCAAUCUACGUUGAGGUUCGGGACUUGAUGGACACACCCGAAAGAAGACACCCACUUUGCGAAAAGGGCGGUGCACCGCUAUGGCGGGAGGAGACGUGAUGCGGUGGCACGCAUUGGCCGAGAUGAUGGUCACCAGGAACUGAGGGGGAGCAGAACAGUGGGACCUGGGAGGAUGCUGGUGGUGGAGGUUGCUAAUGGCCGCUCACUGGUGUGGGGAGCUGAGGCCGUGCAGGCGUUGCGGGAGCGCCUGGGAGUCGGGGGCCGCACGGUGGGCGCCCUGCCCCGCGGGCCCCGCCAGAACUCGCGCCUGGGCCUCCCGCUUCUGCUGUUGCCGGAGGAAGCCCGGCUUCUAGCUGAGAUAGGCGCCGUGACGCUCGUCAGCGCCCCGCGCCCGGAUCCCCGCAACCAUGGCUUGGCCCUAGCAUCGUUCAAACGCCAGCAAGAGCAGAGUUUCCAGGAGCAAAGCACUUUGGCAGCCGAGGCCCGUGAGACCCGUCGUCAGGAGCUCCUAGAGAAGAUAGUAGAGGGCCAGGCUGCCAAGAAGCAGAAGCUGGAGCAGGAUUCAGGGGCGGAUGAAGGCCAAGAAGCCAGUGGAAGCGAAGCUACCCAAGGGAGUGAAACCAGUGAUGAUGGCCAGGCGGCCAAGAAGCAGAAGCUGGAGCAGGAUUCAGGGGCAGAUGAAGGCCAAGAAGCCAGUGGGAGCAAAGCUACCCAAGGGAGUGAAACCAGUGAUGAUGGCCAGGCUUCUGCGGAGCAGGAGGGAGCAGACUCGUCAUCCCCCCCAGACUCUUCAUCUCCCCAACCAGGGCCUUCAAACGGGGUGACCCCCUUGCCCAGGUCAGCCCUGCUCAUCCAGCUGGCCACUGCCAGGCCUCGGCCGGUAAAGGCUAAGCCUCUGGACUGGCGUGUGCAGUCCAAAGACUGGCCCCAUGCUGGCCGCCCUGCCCACGAGCUGCGCUACAGCAUCUACCGAGACCUGUGGGAGAGAGGCUUCUUCCUCAGCGCAGCUGGGAAGUUCGGUGGUGACUUCCUGGUCUAUCCUGGUGACCCGCUGCGAUUCCACGCUCACUACAUUGCUCAAUGCUGGGCUGCUGAGGACCCCAUCCCACUUCAGGACCUGGUCUCUGCCGGCCGCCUGGGAACCAGUGUCAGAAAGACCCUGCUUCUCUGCUCCCCUCAGCCUGAUGGGAAGGUGGUCUACACCUCCCUACAGUGGGCUAGCCUGCAGUAAGCUGCAGAUUGAGGGGGGUGUGGCUAUGUGUCCAAGAACCCUCCUAGAUGGUCAACUCCUCCUUCUCACCCCUCAUCUUGCAUGGAGGCUUGUGUUCUCCCACCUUGCCUGAUUCCAGAGUUUUGAACACUAAAUACUUUAUAGUUUUUUUUUUCCUGUUUUAAGGCGCUUACUAGCUGUUUUAUUUUUCUGUCUCCAAACUGUGAGCUUGUUCAGAGUUGAGACUGCUCUUAUUUGGCUUUUCUGUUUUCUAAAGGGUAGUUCUCAAUAAAUUUGUUGAAUAAAUGUUCGUAUUUUGAGUCCUUACAA
Messenger RNA from Microtus ochrogaster (prairie vole), 1816 nucleotides. It is a transcript of the gene Tsen34, whose product is annotated as tRNA splicing endonuclease subunit 34. The record is from RefSeq and is a predicted model, not a curated record. Gene Ontology annotation, cellular component: tRNA-intron endonuclease complex. Gene Ontology annotation, biological process: tRNA splicing, via endonucleolytic cleavage and ligation; tRNA-type intron splice site recognition and cleavage. Gene Ontology annotation, molecular function: nucleic acid binding; tRNA-intron lyase activity. Lineage: Eukaryota; Metazoa; Chordata; Mammalia; Rodentia; Cricetidae.